Chaetomium fimeti is the source of this 4546-nucleotide messenger RNA. Its product is annotated as armadillo-type protein. Lineage: Eukaryota; Fungi; Ascomycota; Sordariomycetes; Sordariales; Chaetomiaceae. Gene Ontology annotation, biological process: protein export from nucleus; RNA export from nucleus. Gene Ontology annotation, cellular component: cytoplasm; RNA nuclear export complex; nucleus. The coding region runs from base 419 to 4246 and encodes 1275 amino acids. The record is from RefSeq and is a predicted model, not a curated record. The transcript has 11 exons. Gene Ontology annotation, molecular function: nuclear export signal receptor activity; small GTPase binding; RNA binding.
GGUUCACAGAGAGCAUGGUGGGGACCGACUUUUAAUUGCCAAAGUUCCGCGAUUGACUGACAAGAGACGGCGUGACAACUGGCAAGCACCAACAAACAGCGCAAAUAAUUUCCAGCUUGAAGAAAGCGUCGGCACUGGGCGGUCCCAGGCGUCAUCUCAUUCUUCCCAGUACUAAAACCUCGGUAUUUCCCGUCGCACACCCUGCUCGCCAGCUGUGACUCUACAUAACGAACCAUCUGCACGUCCGCUGCACGGAUCUCGCCAGUUCCUGCAUUGCGCUGCUGCAUUCCCCGAUACCCACCCUAUGGUUCACGAUUAGACUCCUUGCUACAUUCUGGUGGCCACCUCUCCCGUAGAUCAACCGGUCUCUCGGCAACUCCAGCAGCCUGAGCCUUUUCAGGCUCUGGUCACGGCGACGAUGCCAAUGAACGGUGCAGCUGGGGCUGCCAGUACCGGCGAGGGCGGUGAGGCCGUCCUCUCCAAGAUUCACGAGGCACUCAAAGUCGUCCACAGCCCGUAUUCGCCCAACCAAGCGCGACAGGAAGCCCAGGCCUUUCUCGAAGAUGUCAAGACCCUCGCCGAAGCACCCUCGCACGGCUUCAACCUCGCAUUCAAUAAACCCCAAGAGCCCAUUGUCCGCCAUUAUGGCCUGUCGCUACUCGAGCAUGCUGUGAAGCAGAAUUGGGGGGACUACGGCGCCGAGCAUCGGGAAUACAUUCGAUCAUGGGUUCUGCAGCUUGCCGAGACAGUUUCCACCGAAGACCCGCCAUAUCUGAGGAACAAGAUCGCCCAGCUCUGGGUCGAGGUGGCCAAGCGUGCUUGGGUUGCCGACUGGAUGGAUAUGGACCACCUGUUAGUCCGUAUUUGGCGGGGCUCGGACUCGCCAGUUCACAAACAAUUCGUCCUCCAGAUCCUCGAGACGCUCUCAGACGAAAUCUUUAACGGGGAUGACGCUGUGGUCGCUCUCCGCGAGGGGGCCCUGAGCAAGGCAUGCGUCGAGGUUUUCACCCCGGCAGCCAUCCUGACCGAGGCCUUCCCCAACCGUCAAGCCGGCCCCGAUGUGCGGUGCGAGGGUGACGGGUGGCUCAGUAGAAUAACACAACUCAUCAGCGAGUGUCUCAGCGGUGGUAUCGACCAGAGUGAGGAUAUAAGGGCAUGCGCUGUCAAGGCCCUCAACGUCCUCAACUCAGUCGUACCUUGGGCAAUUCCAAAAGCAUUGAAUGCCGUCGGCUGUCGCCCCGUCAUGUGCAGCUGCCUCGCAGCUCCUAGUGUGCCUGUGCAGAAGGCUGCCCUCGAGUCCCUUCACUCGCUAUAUAACCGCUCAAGCUUUACGGAAGAGGAAUUCGUCGAUCUCGUGGUGCCCAUGUACAGCGAAGUCAUGGUUGACCUUUUCAAGAGGCUGUUCGAGUGGUCAGUCGUGGACGCACAGGAUAUCGACGACGACAAGUACCAGUUUGCCAAGAAGUUCUCCGAGACGCUUUGCUCUCUAGGAAAUUACCUAGACAGGAAGUUCGGGGCCAUACCUCCUCAGACUAACAUUCAAGGGUUCCUCGAGCUCUUGAUGCAGGCGGUGCAGAGCCAAAGCCUAGUCGUUUCGAUCCCGAUCCUUCUCACCUGGACACGUCUGCUAUCUCAUCGGUCCCUUGGUCCUGCAGCUGCUGAAAUGCCCUUUAUCGUCAACCUCUUAGAGCUGUGCUGCAGCCGCUUGGUUCGAUAUGAGAAUUUCCCGGAAGACACGGAGGAUCCCGUCUACGUUCUGCUCAUUGAGGAUACAGACACUAUCCCUGAGCGACACGCCUUCCUUGGCAACUAUCGACGGUACUGUUCCUCAGUCAUCGAGAGCAUUGUACACCUCAAAAUGUCCGAUGCAUUCUCGCAUAUACUAGGCAGGGCGGAGCGUGCUUUGAACACCCUUUACGAUGGGCAACCUCCCCUCAACCCUUCCAACUACUCCAAGACCUCCCUGCCUGUUUUAACCGUCGACGCCCACGCGACCGUCAUCGAAGCUGCCCUUAAAGGCUACGACAAGUGGAGGACAUCGCGCAACCGGACCGCCGAGGAGAAACAGCAAGCAACGGCCGUGGAGCAGUAUUUCGAGAAGUGGUGUGGUCAACUCCUCGAGAUGAAGUUCGAGGAUCCUCUAAUUCGAAAACGGAUACUUCAACUCCUGGUAACUUUCUCAACCAGAGCCCUCGACUCAAAGCCCGCGAUCAUGCUUAGGGUGCUGGAGCAUAUCUUGAUGACCUGGCCAGCCCUGCAGCCAGAACAUAGGCUAUUCAAUGAUGCGAUUCGGGAUCUGCAAACCGAAAGCAUGGUUGAGCUGCAACGGCUGGCAUCGAAAAUGCCCGAUCCUCUUCUUGACGUGUACGACCAGUUGGAGGCGAAGGUUCAGGAGAUGAUCGCGUCCGGGACUCUUGAUGAAAAGCGCCAGGUGGCAUACCAAAGCUUCCUGUUCAUCAUCAUUCACCGGGCUACCCACAUUGACCCGGCUGUGCGUCUAUCGAAGCUCACUGCGUUCAUCGAUCCCGUCAAGGACCAGUGGAAGAACGAGUCCUUGAAGCAGGCCUUGGGUUCUUACAAUGGGUUCUGCGAGCUGUUGGGCCUCGAUAAAGUCCAAAAGUACCUGGUCGAGCGCCGCGUUCAUGAGAAUGCUGACUGGGGCUCCACGGAACUCGACGCCGAAGGGCUAGCCCUGCAGGCUGAAAUGGAACAGAGACAAUCGGCCCUACCGCUUCGGGUGACCAAGUCAUUCUUGACAUAUUCGGUUGAGAGGAUAGAUAAAGACUCGCCUGCUUACCAGGCUUCUUGCACCCUUUGGCAAGAUGGGUUCCAGCUCAUCCUGCCAGAGCUGCUCAAGUUUCUGAGCUAUGCCCACGCAUCCCACAACCCAGCAAACUGGAGCUUGCUGCCGGCAGAAAUGCAAUCGGUAGUGGGCCGCCUCCUAUCCGACCGAUUUUGGCAAGCCGGUAUUUCGGAGGGGAGUAAGGAUGAUUUCUACGCUAGAGUGCUUGGGAAGAAGAACACCCUAGAAGGGCUUGCGUCGACUAUUAGAGGGACUGUUCGGUUCGUACGGGAAACAUGCUACGCCGUCAUAUAUUGUAUGACGCGGCUGGACAUGCAGUUCUACGGCUUCCUGGAACUUCCCGGUCCGCUGGCGAACGCAUUGUUUGCGGAUUCGGUCUACCUAUCCUCUCACCAGGUCAUCAACCUCCUCACUCUCGUGAGGUUCCUUGUCGACCACUGCCCUGUGGAGCUACGGGAGCACUUCGUACCGCCUAUCCUGGCAACUUGUUUUGAGCAGAUGGACGCCAAAAUCAGCUCCGAGUGGGAGAAGCUCGGACAACGAGAAGCAGUUCGAGCUGCGGCAGACGAGUUGGCCGAGGAGAUGAAGGCCGAGAGCAUUCUCAGACAACUCACUUAUUCCGCGGUACUUAUGGUCGCCGAUGUUCUCGAUCCUGCCAGAGUCGCACCAGGGUCAGCUUCGGCGGACAAAUCCGAGGACGCGGCCUCAGGCACGAAAUAUCCCCCGCUCCGCAAGUUUUGCCUCAUGAACCCGUCUAUCGCUGUACCGCUCCUAGUCUUCUGCAGUCAUGCGAUCCGUAUGCACGAUGGUAGAUGCUGCGGCGUGGUGCUGCGCGUCUUCCGCUCCAUUGUGCCUGAAUUUAGCCCUUCAGAGCUCCCGAAGUCUAUUAAAGACUCGGGCCACACAGCGCCCCUCGAGGACUUUCCGAUUCCGGAGGACACGGCGAGAGAAAUCCGGGAGUACAUUUCCAUGGAGGUGAUGAGGGCGGCCAUUUCCUCACUGCACGAUCCCUAUUUCGUCGACUCCCAAAGAGACCUGGGCGCGCUCAUCGCUUAUAUUCUGGCCUAUUACUCAUCUCUGACGCCCACACCGCGGAACAUACUUGUCUCCUUGCCAAACAUCAAGCCAGAAGAUGUGGACAGGACGAUCCAGAACGUCUCUCAGCCGGGGGUGCAGUCUCGCCAGCAACGCGCGCUUGUCCUCGAACUACUCGAGGACCUGAAGGGGGUUAGCAUCUCGGAGAUGGGGAAGCUUACCAAGAGCCUCGGCGUAAGGCCAGGAUCAUCACGCGGCAGCAAGAAGUCUACUCGCAGCAAAAUGGCCCAGGAAUUCAUGACGCCGAACGGGGGCUCGGGAACAGGCGGAGCGGCGGAUGGCUCGGCAGGACGCAACAAGACCCCCGACUUGGAUGGCGUGGCCGGGAUGUUUAACGAAGCGGGCUAGGAGGAGAGAUGGAAUGGGGGGUCUUCGCGCCGCCCUGGAGUCCUCUGAUGCAUUUGGGGCGGGAUGUUGGGGGGUACUUGUACAACAAUGCGACUUCACAUCGGCUUUUACUCCGCGAUGUCGCGCAGAGAUGGCCCGCUCAUUGGAAGUGGGCGGCAUCUAGCAGUUUGCUUUACUUGCGAACAAGGGAUGGGGAGGGGGGCAUUGCGGUAAUGUCUCGAGUUAGACACGUUGAUACCUUUAACUAAGUAGAUGAAGUAAAGAUCUAGUUCUAGGCUCUGGUCAGUGGGGUUCGAAACC